Messenger RNA from Aphanomyces invadans, 1392 nucleotides. RefSeq lists its product as hypothetical. The coding region runs from base 24 to 1319 and encodes 431 amino acids. The record is from RefSeq and is a predicted model, not a curated record. The transcript is spliced from 3 exons. Gene Ontology annotation, molecular function: RNA binding. NCBI's taxonomy places the organism in Eukaryota, Oomycota, Saprolegniomycetes, Saprolegniales, Verrucalvaceae.
UGGCGCCGACAAUAUACCUUCCGAUGGCGGCGAUGGAACCCAAGCUGAAUGCGAAGGAACGACGGAAGCUCCGCCGCGCGGCAGCAGCACCGACAAGUGAGCCUGUUGACAAGAAGGACGAGAUCUCUGCUGCACCGUCAAAGAAGGACGAGGAUGUGAACCAACCGCCGAUGAAGAAAGGCAACACAGAAGAUCCUCAAGCGAUGGCUCAACGAUCCACGCCGACACCGGUACACGUUGUUCAAUCUAUCAAGGACGACGUGAAAGCAAAGGCGAAACCUGCCGAAGAAGACUUCAUCCAGCUGCCGUCACUCAACAGCACUCCCACCGUGGAGCCGGAAAACACAACUGCUGCAAAUGCAAAAGCACGACGACUCGCUGCGCGUGCAGCAAAGCGUGAGCGCCCCUCAUCUGACGAACCUACUGAAGAAAAGCCGCAAGGAAGCGAAGCCAGCAACGCCAAGGCCCGUCGUUUGGAGAAGCGUGCUGCAUCUCGCAUGUCAACGGCGACAGAUGCGACAUCCUCGGCUACUACCGCCAAAAAAGUGCCCAAGCGAAAGCUCAAGGACCCGAACGCAAAGAGCAUCCACUUGACGCUGUUCCUCGGCCAAUUGCCGUUCGACGCGACGGAAGAGAUGAUUCGCAAGCAUUUCCACGAAGCCGGCGACAUCAAAAUUCGCAUGUUGACGGACAAAGCGACCAAGAAGUUCAAAGGCACAGCGUUUAUCGAGGUCAAGGAUAGCGCGGCACUGGGCGCGGCGCUGAGUCGACACCACAGUCUCCUGAACAACCGCCGCAUCAAUGUCGAGUUGACUGCGAACGGCGGCGGAACCAAAUCCGAGCUGCGGCAGACGCGAAUCAAGGACCUCCGCGACAAGCAAAAGGUCAAGCAAGUUGAAAAGGUCCAAGCUCUGCUGCAAAAGCACGUCGACGACCCGGAGUGCAAGCUGACCCAGGAAGAUGUGGACGAGCGCAUGACAGACUUCCUCUCGUGGUUCGACUACGAGACGGCCAAGCUCGCCCUGGAAGAAUUCAACCGUUGCGUUGGGGAGAGAGUCAUCAAUCGACGGGCGUUUUUCAUGGGGAUCCUCAAGCGAUUCCGCACGACGGAUGGCGUCGAAGACGAACGACCCCUCAAACGCUCGGAAUUGAAAGGCGGACGUGGUGGCCAGGGAAGCGGAGGACGUGGCUUUGGUGGCGGUGGCCGUGGUGGCGCAGGACGCGGCCGAGGGGGUCGCGGAGCUGGCGGUCGUGGCUUUGGUGGCCGAGGGGAUCGCGAUGGAUCUCGGCCCCCGUUCAAGCGCGCACGACGAGAGUAAUUGCCCUCGCCCAACCCCUUGCGGCAGCGUCGCCAUAUUCAAACAUAAUCAGAGUCGCCGUUUUCAAGAGUCA